CGAGCUCGAAGCAUGCAACGACUGCUUUGGAUUCGUCUCAACGCCACCCGCGGAGGGACCUUUUUGGAAGCGGCUUCGGGGGCCGAGGCGUGAAAUCCGGACGUGCCCAUCUUCGUUUUGAUCCAGAGUAUUCGUCGUUUGUUGGAAUAAGAGCGUCCACAUCCAUCCUGGAGGGAGCCAGUGCUGCGUGUCCAGUGUGGCUACAGUGACUAUAGAUGUCCGGAUCGGGCUCCGAGGCGGCAACAAGCAGCGUCCCGAGCUCUAGCGUCUCCCCUCCGGCGGCCAAGAAGCGACGCCUGCACGCGACUGCCGACUCGAAGACGGGGCACAGCGCCGACGGCACGAUGGGUGGCGCCUGCUCGGGACAGAAGGUGCCCAAGGACGGCUCCGACACGUGCCUGGAGGGCGCCGUUGACCCCUCCUGCUUCGACGUCCUUGUUGACCGCCUGGCCGGCCGGUCACCGAGGCGCACCGCCGAACAGGGGAUGACUGCUCAGAACGGCUCGGGGAACGGCCAGAUGGCGGGCGGCGGACGCGCCAUGUCCGGCGACGGCGCCGACGGCCAGCUGGACGAGGGCCUCUACUCGCGCCAGCUGUACGUGCUCGGCCGCGACGCCAUGCAGCGCAUGGCCGCCUCUAACAUCCUCAUCUCGGGCCUGCGCGGCCUCGGCGUCGAGAUCGCUAAGAACGUGAUCCUGUCUGGCGUGAAGCGCGUGACGCUGCACGACCCGGGCACCGUCGAGGUGGCUGACCUGGGCUCGCAGUUCUUCCUCACGGAGGCAGACGUGGGCCGCGGCCGCGCCGACGCCAGCCUGGUGCCGCUGGCCAAGCUCAACCCGUACGUGAACACGGAGGUGCACGCCGGCGAGCUUGACGAGCCGCUGCUGCGCCAGUUCAGCACGCUCGUGCUGACCGGCGCCACGCUGGACGAGCAGCUGCGCCUCGCGGAGGUGUGCCGCCGCCACGGCGUGGCGCUGAUCGUCGCCGACACGCGCGGCCUCUUCGGCCAGGUGUUCUGCGACUUCGGGCCCGAGUUUGUGGUGCGCGACGCCACGGGCGAGAGCGCGCAGACGGCCAUGGUGGCUGGCAUCACGCGCGACGGCACGGUCAGCUGCCUGGACGAGACGCGCCACGGCCUGGAGGACGGCGACCUCGUCACCUUCUCCGAGGUCAAGGGCAUGGUCGAGCUCAACGACGCGUCGCCCAUCAAGAUCAAGGUUACAGGCCCCUACACGUUCAGCAUCGGCUCCACGGAGGCGUACUCCGAGUACGUGUCGGGCGGCCUGGUGACGCAGGUCAAGCAGCCGGUCACGGUCUCCUUCAAGCCGCUGCGCGAGGCCAUCAAGCAGCCCGAGACCGUGCCGACCGACUUCGGCAAGCUGCACCUCACCGGCCAGUACCACCUGGCCUUCCAGACGCUGCACGAGUUCGAGAAGCGCCACGGCCGGCCGCCGGCGCCGUGGUCGGCCGACGACGCGCGCGCUUUCGUCGCGCUCGCCGCCGAGGUCAACGGCCAGCUGAGCGAGCGGCUGGAGGAGCUGGACGAGCCGCUGCUGAGCGUGUUCGCCAGCGUGUGCGCCGGCGACGUGUGCCCCGUGAACGGCGUCAUCGGCAGCAUCGUGGCGCAGGAGGUGAUGAAGUCGUGCUCCGGCAAGUUCAUGCCCAUCAACCAGUGGCUGUACUUUGACGCGCUUGAAUGUCUGCCCGAGGACCGCAGUCAGCUGACGGAGGAGGAGUGCGCGCCGCGUGGCUCGCGCCACGACCGCCAGGUGGCCGUGUUCGGGCACCGCCUGCAGCAGCGGCUCGGCGACCUCAAGUUCUUCGUGGUUGGCGCCGGCGCCAUCGGCUGUGAGCUGCUCAAGAACAUGGCGAUGCUCGGCGUCGGCACAGGAUCCGGUCACGUGAUACUUACCGACAUGGAUCUGAUCGAGAAGUCCAACCUGAAUCGGCAGUUCCUGUUCCACAAGGAGCACGUGGGCAAGCCCAAGUCUGCCUGCGCUGCCGAGGCUGUUAAGAAAAUGAACCCCAAGAUCAACGUGCUGCACAAGCUGGACCGCGUCGGCCCCGAGACGGAGGCGGUGUUCGACGACGACUUCUUCGAGGCGCUGGACGGCGUGGCCAACGCGCUGGACAACGUGCAGGCGCGCGUGUACAUGGACCGCCGGUGCGUCUACUACCGCAAGCCGCUGCUGGAGUCGGGCACGCUCGGCACCAAGGGCAACGUGCAGGUGGUGCUGCCGCACCUCACCGAGUCGUACUCGUCGUCGCAGGACCCCCAGGAGAAGAGCAUUCCCAUCUGCACGCUCAAGAACUUCCCCAACGCCAUCGAGCACACGAUCCAGUGGGCGCGCGACAUGUUCGAGGGCUCGUUCCGCGUGAGCGCCGAGAGCGCGUCACUCUACCUGAGCGACCCCAAGUUCGUGGAGAAGGCGCUGAAGCUGCCCGGCUCGCAGCCGCUGGACACGCUGGACGCGGUGAAGCGCUGCCUGGUGGACGAGCGGCCGCGCUCGUUCGAAGACUGUGUGGCCUGGGCGCGCUGCCACUUCCAGGAGCAGUUCAGCAACCAGAUCCGCCAGCUGCUGUUCAACUUUCCUGCCGACCAGGUCACCAGCAGCGGCACGCCGUUCUGGUCGCCGCCCAAGCGCUGUCCGCACCCGAUCGAGUUUGACGCCGGCAACGCGCUGCACGUCGACUACGUGCUGGCGGCGGCCAACCUGAAGGCGGCCGUGUACGGGCUGCCGCAGAGUCGCGACCGCGCCGCCGUCGUGGCGCUAGUCCGUCAGGUGCAGGUGCCGGAGUUCACGCCGCAGUCGGGCGUGCGCAUCGCCACCACCGAGGCCGAGGCCGAGGCGCUGACCGGCCAGCUGGACGGCGACGUGCUGCAGCGGCUGCGCGCCGAGCUGCCGCCGCCGGCCGAGCUGCGCCCGCUCUCCGUCACGCCCGCCGAGUUCGAGAAGGACGACGACACCAACUUCCACAUCGACUUCGUGGUGGCCUGCUCGAACCUGCGCGCCGAGAACUACGAAAUCGCGCCGGCCGACCGGCACGAGACGAAGCGGAUCGCUGGCAGGAUCAUCCCGGCCAUCGCCACCACCACCUCGAUGGUGUCCGGCCUCGUCUGCCUCGAGCUCAUCAAGUUGGCGCAGGGACACACCAAGCUGGAGCUGUACAAGAACGCGUUCGCCAACCUGGCGCUGCCGUUCAUCGCGUUCAGCGAGCCGAUCCCGUGUCCGCGGAACAAGUACUACGACCAUGAGUGGACACUCUGGGACCGCUUCGACAUCGACGGCGAGAUGACCCUCAAGGAGUUCAUCGACUACUUCCAGGAGAAGCACAAGCUGGAGAUCUCUAUGCUGAGCCAGAACGUGUCGAUGCUGUACUCGUUCUUCAUGCCGCCGGCCAAGCGGACCGAGCGGAUGGCCAUGAAGAUGUCGGAUGUGGUGCGCACCGUCUCCAAGAAGGAGAUCGAGCCGCACGUGCGCGCGCUGGUGCUGGAGAUGGUCUGCAACGACACGGAAGGCGAGGACCUGGACGUGCCCUACGUCAAAUACAACCUGCCACGCAAGUAGGCGACCGACCCGGCAUCUAACGGCCGCGCAGGCAAGCUGAAGUACGCCCCGGCCCUCGACACUCAACCGGCGGACUGCUUGACUUUGAUAAUGUUAUUGUGACAUGUUUGAUUAGAACAUUUACGAUUGCCAAUACACGGAUUCAGUGAAUUCUC
Pollicipes pollicipes is the source of this 3724-nucleotide messenger RNA. It is a transcript of the gene Uba1, whose product is annotated as ubiquitin-like activating enzyme 1. Gene Ontology annotation, biological process: protein neddylation. NCBI's taxonomy places the organism in Eukaryota, Metazoa, Arthropoda, Thecostraca, Pollicipedomorpha, Pollicipedidae. The transcript has 9 exons. Gene Ontology annotation, cellular component: cytoplasm; nucleus. The record is from RefSeq and is a predicted model, not a curated record. Gene Ontology annotation, molecular function: NEDD8 activating enzyme activity. The coding region runs from base 216 to 3569 and encodes 1117 amino acids.